AGUUAGGAAGGUUGGUUGGGGCCAGAUUGCCCUUUCUACCCCAGCGGAACUAGGUAAGUGGUGCUGGGACUCCGACGCCAGCCACACAUGGAGGCUAAUAGAAGUGCCCCCUCCAGAUCAAUACCACGCUCCAUCCCUUAAGCUGCAGUUGAACAACCACAGAGAUGCAAGUCCUCCCGCCUUCCUAGAGAGUCUCAGGAAGAAGCCUGGGGGGAUAGGAUUGAAGCAGCUCCGCCGGAAGGAGGAAUAUGCUGUCGAGGGGAUACUUCCUGCUGGGGCCGGGGCUUGGUCCGAAGCUCGUGGCUUGAUCUUAUGUGGCCUGUGUGUGGAGCCUUUGGGGUCCGCUCACUCGGACGAAGUACACUCGGUUCCACGUGAGGGGCUGCGCUUGUGCUCCGGGGGCGGCCGGUGGAGACCCAGGCCGCGUCCUGGAUUAAGGUCCCAUCUGUACACAUCAACAGAGGAUAUGGCAGCCCUGGGGGCAAUCCAAGAAACACUCUCUGCUUCAGCCCACAUCAACUUUCCAUCACCUGGAUCCCAUCCAGGGCCUCCUCGUCAUGAGAUGCUACUGCACCUCCAGGAUCCCCAAUACGGUUUUAAGACCAGGACUGACAACAAGUUACUGAUCCCAAAGCAAGAAAUUUCUGAAGAAAUAGAAUCUUGUGGAACAAUAUCAGAAAUACUCCAAACAGAUGUUCUUCAGAAACCCAAAUUUCGAAGAACCUAUGAACUUCAAAGCAGGUUAAAUAGUGAGGUGGGAAUCCCAGCAAAGAAGAGAUGGAGAGACUCCCUUUGCCAACAAAGAAAGGCACAGGUGACAGUCAUGCAUGAAGAAACCCCCAGAGAGGAGAGAGGCCAUAAUUGUGCUGAAUUUGGGAGAAACUUGGGCCUAAACUCAAAUCUUGUUAUAGAACAGAGUAUUCCAACAGGAGUAAGACUUCAUAAAUGUGAUACUUGUGGCCAAAGCUUUGGUCAGCGCUCAGUACUUAUUCAGCAUCUGAGAAUUCAUACUGGAGAGAAACCUUUUGAAUGUAAUGAAUGUGGGAGAGCAUUCAGCCAGAGAUCAGAAAUUAUUAGGCAUCGGAGAAUUCAUACUGGAGAUAAACCCUAUGAAUGUAACGAAUGUGGCAAAGCAUUUAGUCACAGAUCAACCCUUAUUGAACAUCAAAGAAUUCACACUGGAGAAAAGCCCUUUGAAUGUAAUGACUGUGGGAAAGCCUUCAGAGGAAGGUCAGACCUUAUUCGGCAUCAAAGAAUUCACACUGGAGAAAAGCCUUAUCAGUGUAAUGAGUGUGGAAAAGCUUUUAGUCACCGGUCCGUCUUUAUUGCACAUCAGAGAAUUCACACUGGAGAGAAACCUUAUGAAUGUCAUGAAUGUGGCAAGACCUUCAAUUGGAGCUCAAGCCUUUUUCAACAUCAGAGGGUUCAUAGUGGAGAAAGACCUUAUGAAUGCCAUGAAUGUGGGAAAGCAUUUACACAACUUGCAGUUCUCAUUGACCAUUUAAGAACUCAUACUGGGGAAAAGCCUUAUGAAUGUAAUGAAUGUGGGAAGGCUUUCAGCCAUGGCUCAAACCUUCUUCAACAUCAGAGAAUUCAUUCUGGUGAGAAACCAUAUGAAUGUUGUGAAUGUGGAAAAGCCUUCUGUCACAGCUCAAAACUUAUUCAGCACCAGAGAAUCCAUACCAGGGAGUGACUCUUAAUAUGGUGGGGAAUUCCCAAAAAUUACUUUGAGGCAAGACCCCAUUACAGACUACAAGUUCAAAGGCAAGGCUCAUUUUUGUUUGUCUAACUUCCUGUAGCACCUAAUCUGGUGCCACAUGCAGAUAGCUUAAUAAAUGUUUUUGGUUGUCUAAAA
Messenger RNA from Monodelphis domestica (gray short-tailed opossum), 1855 nucleotides. RefSeq lists its product as uncharacterized. Gene Ontology annotation, biological process: regulation of transcription by RNA polymerase II. Gene Ontology annotation, cellular component: nucleus. NCBI's taxonomy places the organism in Eukaryota, Metazoa, Chordata, Mammalia, Didelphimorphia, Didelphidae. Gene Ontology annotation, molecular function: RNA polymerase II transcription regulatory region sequence-specific DNA binding; DNA-binding transcription factor activity, RNA polymerase II-specific. The record is from RefSeq and is a predicted model, not a curated record.